Penicillium diatomitis is the source of this 774-nucleotide messenger RNA. RefSeq names its product putative RNA annealing protein Yra1. Gene Ontology annotation, molecular function: mRNA binding. NCBI's taxonomy places the organism in Eukaryota, Fungi, Ascomycota, Eurotiomycetes, Eurotiales, Aspergillaceae. Gene Ontology annotation, cellular component: nucleus. The record is from RefSeq and is a predicted model, not a curated record. Bases 1 to 774 code for a protein of 257 amino acids. The transcript has 5 exons. Gene Ontology annotation, biological process: mRNA export from nucleus.
AUGUCAGCCAAUCUUGACAAGUCUCUUGACGACCUUGUCGGCAGCCGCCGCCAGUCUGCUCGCCGUCGUCGUGGCGCUGGUCGCCGGACCGCCCCCAAGCCAUCGGUCGGUGGUGUCAAGAAAGCCUCUAAGGCCCCCAAGGCUGCGGCCAAGGUCGUGCACCCCACGCCUACCGCACCCACUCCUUCAAGCAAGAUUAUUGUCAGCGGACUUCCUUCUGAUGUGUCCGAGGCCAAUAUCAAGGAAUACUUUGCCAAGUCUGCAGGUCCCGUGAAGAAGGUCAUGCUCACCUACAAUCAGAAUGGCACCAGCCGUGGCAUCGCAUCGAUCAUCUUCAACAAGGCCGACACUGCCGCUAAGGCUGCCAAGGAGCUUAACGGACUGAACGUUGACGGCCGCCCCAUGAAGAUUGAGGUUGUCUUCGACGCCUCCUUCGCACCUCCCGUGGUGCCUCCUAAGUCCCUGGCUGAUCGUGUCGCUCAUAAGCCUCAGCCCAAGCCUGCGACCGCCCCCAAGGCGGCCACCAACAAGCCCAAGGCCCGCGGAACCCGUGGCUCUGGCCGCGGUGCCCGUGGUCGCAACCCGGGCCGCGGCAAGCCCAAGACCGUUGAAGAGCUCGAUGCCGAAAUGGUCGACUAUUUCAACAACGACGGCACAGCUGCCGAGAGUAGCGCCCCCGUCAAUGGUGUGGCUGCCCCAGUCGCCGCUGGCGAGGACACUGGCAUGGCUGAGAUCUCCGUGAGUCGUCCGUAUUUGUCUUGUGACCGAUUAUGA